UUGUUUGCUCAAACCAUGCCAUAAUGCAAAAAAGGGGGACAACAGUGCACUAAAACAAAAGGAAAGUAAAUUUAGAAAGUAGCCGUAAUGAGUUGACACUUAUAUAAAGGCAGUAACGUACAACUUAGAGAGACGGCUCCCUUCUCUGUUCAUUUUCGGCAGCAAAGUAAGAACAGAAGAUAAGUUAUUAUAGAGAUGGGGAAUUGCCAAGCCAUUGAUAAUGCAGCUUUGCUAUUACAACACCCAAAUGGCAAAGUAGAGAAACUUUAUUCAUCUGUCACUGCUCACCAAAUCAUGAAAAUCAAUUCUGGUCAUUACGUUUCUCUUCUUCUCACCACCACCACCACCACUACAACCAAUAAUAAUACCCCAGUACGUAUUAGGCGAAUAAAGCUUCUCAAGCCUACAGAUUCACUUGUUCUUGGUCAGAUAUACAGACUAGUUACUGCUCAAGAGGUAAUGAAAGGAUUGUGCGCAAAGAAGUAUGCGAAGCUGAAACAGUUAGAAUAUUCAUGUGAAAAAUUGACACAGAAAUCAACUUUAUAUCCUAUAGAAGAUGUUAGAAGAUCUAUUCAGGAGAAUUCUAAACAGGUUAAACAGGAAAAGCAUAGAAACUCAACAGUUGGAAAAUGCAGAGGAUGGCAUCCUUCAUUACAGAGUAUAUCAGAGGCUGCCUGCUGAUUUGUGAUGAUUCUAUUAUUUGAUUAAUUAAAUUGUUCUUCUCUAUGAGAUUCUGGAGAAAAGAGUGUUCCCUUUUUUUUUUGUCACAUGUAUAGCAAAAGAGAGAAGAAAAAAAAAAGAUUUGUCACAUCUUAAUUUUUGAAUCAUUUGGAGGCAUUUGUUCAAUUGAAAUUAUUAAUGUAGCCUGUAGGCUUUGUUGUAUGCACCAAAGUUUGUGUACUUGAAGUACUACUAUUAAUUUGAUAAAUGUAAUGAACUUAGUACAUUUAUUGAGUA
Messenger RNA from Solanum dulcamara, 957 nucleotides. RefSeq lists its product as uncharacterized. The coding region runs from base 196 to 681 and encodes 161 amino acids. The transcript is spliced from 3 exons. NCBI's taxonomy places the organism in Eukaryota, Viridiplantae, Streptophyta, Magnoliopsida, Solanales, Solanaceae. The record is from RefSeq and is a predicted model, not a curated record.